AUGGCGGUCGACUUUUCUGCAGAAGAGGCCGCCACUCUCCAGCGCUGGCGAGAAAUCGACGCUUUCCAAACCCAAUUGCGGCUGUCGAAAGGUAACCAGCCCUACACCUUCUACGACGGCCCGCCUUUUGCGACCGGCCUCCCUCACUACGGCCACUUGCUGGCUUCGACCAUAAAAGACAUCAUUCCGAGGUACUGGUCCAUGAAAGGCUACUAUGUCGAUCGGAGAUUCGGUUGGGACACUCAUGGCUUGCCAAUUGAGUAUGAAAUUGACAAGAAGUUCAAUAUCUCGGGGCCUGCGGCGGUGAAAGAGAUGGGAAUUGGCAAAUACAAUGCCGAGUGCAAAGCUAUUGUCAUGAGAUAUGCGACAGAGUGGAGGGAGACCAUUGACCGGUUAGGGCGGUGGAUUGACUUUGACAACGACUACAAGACCAUGAACCCCACCUUCAUGGAGUCUGUGUGGUGGGUGUUCAAGCAAUUGUUCGACAAGGGAAUGGUCUACCGCAGUUACAGAGUGAUGCCCUUCUCGACUGCGUUGAGUACCCCCUUGAGCCAGCAUGAAGCUCAAUCCAACUACAAAGAUACUCAAGAUCCCGCCGUGGUGGUUUCAUUUCCUCUCGUCGAAGAUCCCCAAACCAGCUUAUUGGCAUGGACAACCACACCAUGGACCCUGCCAUCCAAUCUGGCCCUCGCGGUCCAUCCUGACUUCGAGUACAUCCGGUUCGUGGACCAAGAAUCUGGCCACCAAUUCAUCAUGCUCGAGUCGUUGCUACGGACCCUGUACAAAGACCCAAAGAAGGCCCAAUUCACCAUCCUCGAGCGAAUGAAAGGCUCCGAUCUCAAAGGGAAGCAAUAUGUUCCUCUCUUUAACUAUUUUGUCGACGAUUUCCAAGAUCGCGCCUUCCAAGUCCUGAAUGCCACAUACGUCACCAGUGAUGACGGCACUGGCGUGGUUCAUCAAGCCCCUGCUUUCGGUGAAGAUGAUUUUCGAGUGGGCAUGGAGAAUGGCAUCAUCAGUCACAGCCGUCUUCCUCCUAAUCCGGUGGAUGAUACGGGUCGCUUUACCAAAGAAGUGCCGGACUUUGCGGGACAGCAUGUCAAAGAAGCGGACAAACACAUCAUCAAGUACUUGAAAGGGACCGGAAGACUCAUCCGGGAUGGCCAACUGACCCAUCCAUACCCAUUUUGUUGGCGAUCAGACACACCCUUGAUUUACCGGGCCGUGUCUGGUUGGUUCGUCAACAUUGCCGGCAGUGAUAAAGUACCCAGCAUCAUUCCUGAGAUGCUUGAUGGGAUCAUGAAAUCACAUUGGGUUCCAAACUUUGUAAAAGAAAAGCGCUUUGCCGAAUGGAUCAAAAAUGCUCGCGACUGGAAUAUCUCUAGGAAUCGAUAUUGGGGCACGCCGAUCCCACUCUGGGCAAGCGAGGACUACUCCGAAGUCAUGGUCGUUGGGAGCAUCGAAGAGUUGAAGAAGCUGAGUGGCUACGAAGGGGAGAUCACGGAUCUCCAUCGUGAUAGCAUCGACGACAUUACCAUUCCCAGCCAGAAAGGCCAUGGAGUACUGCGUCGUGUGGAGGAGGUGUUCGAUUGCUGGUUCGAGUCGGGAAGUAUGCCCUAUGCCCAAUCGCACUAUCCAUUCGAAAACUCGGAUUUCUUCGACCAAACUUUCCCCGGCGACUUUAUCGCCGAAGGCCUCGAUCAGACUCGAGGUUGGUUCUAUACUCUGGUCAUUCUAGGUAUUCACUUGAAGAAGGUCCUUCCUUUCAAAAAUUGCGUCGUCAACGGGAUCGUGCUCGCCGAGGAUGGCAAGAAGAUGUCCAAACGUCUCAAGAACUAUCCAGAUCCCACCAUGAUGAUUGACAAAUACGGUGCGGAUGCACUUCGUCUCUACCUGAUCAAUUCUCCGGUUGUCCGAGCCGAGCCGUUAAGAUUCAAAGAGUCCGGAGUCAAAGAGAUUGUGGCCAAAGUCCUUCUGCCUCUGUGGAACAGUUACAAAUUCUUCGAAGGCCAAGUCGAGCUGUUGAAGAAGAUCGAGGGUGUCGACUACAUCUUUGAGCCCAAGGCCGAAACCACCAACACCAAUGUCAUGGAUAAAUGGAUCUUGGCCAGCUGCCAGAGCCUUCUCAAAUACAUCAACGAAGAGAUGGCGGCAUAUCGCCUCUACACCGUCGUCCCGGGUUUGCUCAACCUGAUUGACGAAACCACCAAUUGGUACAUUCGAUUUAAUCGAAAACGACUAAAGGGCGAAUUAGGGCUCGAUGAUACUCGGCACGCCCUGAAUACGCUAUUCGACGUCCUGUUUACUCUGGUCCGCGGACUGGCACCCUUCACCCCGUUCAUUGCCGACCUCAUCUACACUCGACUGCUCCCAUACAUUCCUGAAUCUCUGUACGGCGAAGAUAUGCGAAGCGUACAUUUCCUCUCGUUCCCCGAAGUCCGACAAGAGUUAUUUGACCCGGUGGUCGAACGACGGGUAGGACGCAUGCAGAAAGUCAUCGAAUUGGCCAGACAGUCGAGAGAGCGGAGAACCAUGGGCUUGAAGACACCGCUCAAGACCCUCGUGGUCAUCCACAAAGAUCGACAAUACCUUGACGAUGUCAAGUCACUACAAGGAUACAUCACCGAAGAAUUAAACGUUCGAGAUUUGGUUCUAUCAUCGGAUGAAGAGAAGUACAAUGUCCAGUACAGUGUGACGGCUGACUGGCCCGUUCUCGGGAAGAAGUUGAAGAAAGACAUGCAGAAAGUCAAGAAAGCACUCCCUGAUGUCACCAGCAACGACUGUAAGACGUAUCUUUCGGCCAAGAAGAUCACCGUUGCUGGAAUCGAGUUGGUCGAGGGUGAUCUCGUAGUCAGACGGGCACUCAAGGAAUCCGACGAUUCCAGAGACCAAGAAACGAACAGCGACAACGAUGUGCUGACCAUUCUCGACGUGGCGCUAUAUCCCGAACUCGCGCAGGAAGGACUGGCACGCGAAAUCAUCAACCGUGUGCAACAAUUGCGCAAGAAAGCGAAUCUCAAGCCCACGGACGACGUCAAGAUGGAGUACAAGAUACAGGAAGAUCCAGAUGCUAUCGGUUUGGCCAAAGUCUUCGAGGAGCAGAGCGGGUUCAUCGAGAAGGCACUCAGACGACCCGUGGAUAAACAUGUGGUAACAGAGAUCGAGGGACCCGUGGUGAAUGGGGUCAAAGAAGAAGAUAUCAUCGUGGAAGAGGUCCAGGAGGUGCAGAAGGCGACGUUCUUGUUGAGGUUGCUCAAGCUUUGA
Rhinocladiella mackenziei CBS 650.93 is the source of this 3261-nucleotide messenger RNA. Its product is annotated as isoleucine-tRNA ligase. NCBI's taxonomy places the organism in Eukaryota, Fungi, Ascomycota, Eurotiomycetes, Chaetothyriales, Herpotrichiellaceae. Gene Ontology annotation, biological process: isoleucyl-tRNA aminoacylation. The coding region runs from base 1 to 3261 and encodes 1086 amino acids. The transcript has a single exon. Gene Ontology annotation, molecular function: isoleucine-tRNA ligase activity; ATP binding; aminoacyl-tRNA deacylase activity. The record is from RefSeq and is a predicted model, not a curated record.